AUUAAUAUUAAUUAUACAUGCCUUAAUUAUCCAAGCAAAUUCAAUACGGACUUGUUGCAGCAUUUGCGUAAGAGCUUAUUCAUCUAUAUUUAGAGUUGGUUUGGGUACACUCAAAGUUGCUUAACGACCAUUUGAAACAUGCAUUGGAUAUGUUCUCUCUUUAGGAUCAAUUGUGUAUAUAAUUUCUCUAUGCAAGUAUCUUAUUAGGUUGGGACAAAUUACCAUUUAACUAAACUAAUUCAAAUGAUAAUGAAGAAUUAACAAAGGAUGAAUUAUAUGAAAGAAGAAGAUUAUUAAAGGAAGAAAAGAAACGAUAAAAAUAACUUGAAGCUUAAGAAUUAAAGAAAUAAUAAAGAUCCCCAUCUUCUGAAUCUCCAGAUAAAAAAUCACCUGAAAGAGCAUCAUCUCCAUCAGAAAGUGAAGGAGAAAAAAAAAAAGUAUAAGAAACUAAAACCAAUUAAAAAUAAUAAUAAUAAUCAAAAGUAAAUUAAUAAUAAAACUAAAAGUCAAAUAAAUAAUAAUAACAAUAAUAAUAAUAAUAAUAAUAAUAAUAAUAAUAAUAAUAAUAAUAAUAGAAUACAAAAUAAUAAACUAAAGAAAAAGGAAAAUAAACAUAAGAAAAAUAAAAACCAUAACCAUAAAAAGUUGAAGAUGAUGAUGAUGAAUGGGAAGAAGUCUCUUAUCCAAGAUAAAAUAAAAAAGCCAAUCUUAUUAAAUAAUAAUAAUAAGCAGAAGCUUAAAAAUAAGCUGAAGCCAAAGCUGCUGCUGCUGCAAAAGCUGCUGAAGAUGCAAGAAUUGCUGCAGAACUUGCUGUUAAAGCUGCAGAAGAAGCUGCUUAAGCUGCAAAAUAAUAAAAAGGGUACUUUAUUUAAUAAUCUUAUCAUAGAUCUAAAGGUAAAAAUACUACUGCUAAAUAACAAAAAAUUGAGGAAUAAGAAGAGUAAUUAUUAAUAAUUAUAUUAUUAGUGAUGAUGGUUGGGUUAAAAUUGAUUCACCAAAUAAGAAAUAAAAAGGAGGAAAGAAAAACAAAUGAGCUGUUUUUUUAUACAUAAAUAUAAGAAUUAAUGUUAUCU
This is a messenger RNA of Paramecium primaurelia, 1073 nucleotides long. NCBI's taxonomy places the organism in Eukaryota, Ciliophora, Oligohymenophorea, Peniculida, Parameciidae. The record is from the annotation of a GenBank genome assembly.